GCCGCUGAGAAGCUGUGCGGCACCCAUCCUGUCCGAACCUCCACUCCGAGCGGCUGGACGGAGCGGCGAGCCGACAGACUGCACUUCAUCCCGGGGAGGAGAAUCAGCGACACGCCGCCGAGUGGAGCGGGACCGACACGGACACACAGCUUACCUGCUGCUGAAAACAAGCCACCAUGACGGACGCAGACAAGUUCCUGUACGGGGACCGGAGCGGCAUCAACGACCCGCUGGCCCAGGCCGACUGGGCCUCCAAGAAGCUGGUGUGGGUCCCCAGCGAGAAGCAGGGAUAUGAGGCCGGGUCGCUGAAGGAGGAGAAGGGCGACGAGUGCGUGGUGGAGCUGUCCGACUCCGGCAAGAAGGUGAAAGUGAACAAGGACGACAUCCAGAAAAUGAAUCCGCCCAAGUUCAGCAAGGUGGAGGACAUGGCGGAGCUCACCUGCCUGAACGAGGCCUCCGUCCUGCACAACCUCAAGGAGAGAUACUACUCCGGACUCAUCUACACAUACUCGGGUCUCUUCUGUGUGGUGAUCAACCCGUACAAGAACCUGCCCAUCUACAGCGAGGAGAUCGUCAACAUGUACAAGGGCAAGAAGAGGCACGAGAUGCCGCCGCACAUCUACGCCAUCACCGACACGGCCUACCGGAGCAUGAUGCAGGAUCGAGAGGAUCAGUCCAUCCUUUGCACUGGCGAGUCGGGAGCUGGGAAAACGGAGAAUACAAAGAAGGUCAUUCAGUAUCUUGCUCAUGUCGCUUCAUCCUCAAAGUUCAAGAAGGACCAGGGGGAGCUGGAGAAGCAGCUGCUGCAGGCCAACCCCAUCCUGGAGGCCUUUGGCAACGCCAAGACCGUCAAGAACGACAACUCCUCUAGAUUCGGAAAAUUCAUCAGAAUCAACUUCGACGUCAAUGGCUACAUCGUUGGAGCCAACAUAGAAACUUAUCUGCUGGAGAAGUCUCGAGCCAUCAGACAAGCUAAAGAGGAGAGGACCUUCCACAUCUUCUACUACAUGCUGACGGGAGCCGGAGACAAAAUGCGAUCUGAUUUGUGUCUGGAGGAUUACAGCAAGUACCGUUUCCUGUCCAACGGAAAAGUGACCGUCCCGGGGCAGACGGACAAGGAAAUGUUGGCCGAAACCAUGGAGGCCUUCAACAUCAUGAGCAUCCCUGAAGAGGAAAUUAAUGGUAUGCUGAAGGUGAUUUCCGCCGUGCUGCAGCUGGGGAACAUGGUGUUCAAGAAGGAGCGAAACUCGGACCAGGCGUCCAUGCCUGACGACACCGCUGCCCAGAAAGUCUGCCACCUACUGGGCAUCAACGUGACCGACUUCACCAGAGCCAUCUUGUCUCCCAGAAUCAAGGUCGGUAGGGAUUAUGUGCAGAAGGCCCAGACCCAGGAGCAGGCAGAGUUCGCCGUUGAGGCGCUGGCCAAAGCUUCGUAUGAGAGGAUGUUCCGCUGGCUGGUGAUCAGGAUCAACAAGGCUUUGGACAAGACGAAGAGGCAGGGAGCGUCCUUCAUCGGCAUCCUGGACAUCGCUGGAUUUGAGAUCUUUGAACUGAACUCCUUCGAGCAGCUCUGCAUCAACUACACCAACGAGAAGCUGCAGCAGCUCUUCAACCACACCAUGUUCAUCCUGGAGCAGGAGGAGUACCAGAGGGAGGGCAUCGAGUGGAGCUUCAUCGACUUCGGCCUGGACCUGCAGCCCUGCAUUGACCUCAUAGAAAAACCUAAUGGUCCUCCAGGUGUUCUGGCCCUGCUGGACGAAGAGUGCUGGUUCCCUAAAGCCACCGACAAGUCGUUUGUGGAGAAGCUGGCUCAGGAGCAGGGAUCUAAUCCGAAGUUUGUUAAACCCAAGAAACUCAAAGAUGAUGCAGAUUUCUGCAUUAUUCACUACGCAGGAAAGGUGGAUUACAAGGCAAACGAAUGGUUGAUGAAAAACAUGGACCCCCUGAAUGAGUGUGUGGCCACCCUGCUAAACCAGUCCACUGACAAGUUUAUUGGGGACCUCUGGAGAGACGUGGACCGCAUCGUUGGCCUGGAUAAGGUUGCAGGAAUGUCCGACUCGGGACCCUUUAAGACGCGUAAAGGCAUGUUCCGCACGGUGGGCCAGCUGUACAAGGAGCAGCUGGGGAACCUCAUGACCACGCUCAGGAACACCAACCCCAACUUUGUGCGCUGCAUCAUCCCCAACCACGAGAAGAAGGCUGGUAAACUGGACUCUCACCUGGUUCUGGACCAGCUGAGUUGUAACGGAGUCUUGGAGGGAAUUCGUAUCUGCAGACAGGGCUUCCCCAACCGGAUCGUCUUCCAGGAGUUCAGACAGAGGUAUGAAAUCCUCACUCCAAAUGCCAUCCCAAAGGGUUUCAUGGAUGGAAAGCAAGCCUGCGUGCUCAUGAUUAAAGCCUUGGAGCUGGACCCCAACCUGUACCGAAUCGGCCAAAGUAAAGUGUUCUUCCGAGCUGGAGUCUUGGCUCACCUGGAGGAGGAGAGAGACAUGAAGAUCACUGAUGUGAUCAUGAGUUUCCAGGCCUGGUGCAGAGGAUAUGUAGCCCGAAAAGCCUUCGCUAAGCGACAGCAGCAGCUCACUGCCAUGAAAGUCAUCCAGCGAAACUGUGCAGCUUACCUCAAACUCAGGAACUGGCAGUGGUGGAGGCUUUUCACCAAGGUGAAGCCUCUGCUGCAAGUGUCUCGGCAGGAGGAGGAGAUGCUGGCUAAGGAAGAGGAGCUGCUCAAGGUGAAGGAGAAACAAAUCCAAGUUGAGGAGCAGCUCAAAGAAUUUGAGGCGAAGCAGCAACAGCUGAGUGCAGAGAAGCAGGCCCUGCAGGAGCAGCUGCAGGCAGAGACGGAGCUGUGCGCCGAGGCUGAAGAGAUGAGAGCCCGUCUGGCCACCAGGAAGCAGGAGCUGGAGGAGAUCCUGCACGACAUGGAGUCCCGGCUGGAGGAGGAGGAGGAGAGGGUCGUGCAGAUGCAAACGGAGAAGAAGAAGAUGCAGCAGAACAUCACGGAGUUGGAGCAGCAGCUGGAUGAGGAAGAGGCAGCCAGGCAGAAGCUCCAGAUGGAGAAAGUCACCACAGACGCCAAACUGAAGAAAAUGGAGGAAGACGUCAUUCUGCUGGACGACCAGAACAGCAAGCUCAACAAGGAAAAGAAACAGCUUGAGGAGAGGAUCUCUGAGUUUACCAUCAAUCUGGCUGAGGAGGAGGAGAAGUCCAAAAGCUUGCAGAAGCUCAAGAAUAAACACGAAACCAUGAUCACUGAUUUAGAAGAUCGUUUGAGGAAAGAGGAGAAAAUGCGCCAGGACCUGGAGAAAAACCGCCGUAAGCUUGAGGGAGACUCCACCGAGCUCCAUGACCAGAUCGCAGACCUGCAGGCCCAGAUCGCUGAGCUCCGGGCUCAGCUGGCGAAGAAGGAGGAGGAACUCCUGGCUGCCUUAGCCAGAAUCGAGGAGGAGGCUGCGGCAAAGAACACGGCCCAGAAGAAGAUCAGGGAGCUGGAGGCGCAGAUCUCCGAGCUGCAGGAGGACCUGGAGCUGGAGCGGCAGGCCCGAUCCAAGGCCGAGAAACAGCGCCGGGACCUGGGAGAGGAGCUGGAGGCGCUGAAGACGGAGCUGGAGGACACGCUGGACACCACGGCUGCUCACGUGGAGCUCAGGGCCAAGCGCGAGAGUGAAGUUGCUCAGCUGAAGAAGACUCUGGAGGACGAAGCAAAGACUCAUGAGCAGCAGAUGGCCGACAUGAGGCAAAAACACAACCAGGCGUUUGAAGAGCUUAACGAACAAUUGGAACAGGCCAAGAGGAACAAGAUGUCGAUGGAGAAAGCCAAGCAGGCCCUGGAGAGCGAGUGGAACGAGCUGCAGAUCGAGCUGAAGAAUCUGACCCAAAGCAAAGGCGACUCUGAACACCGACGCAAGAAGGCCGAGGCGCAGGUCCAGGAGCUGCAGAUCAAAUUUGGAGAAAGUCAGCGACAGAGGCAGGAGCUCGCCGAUAAGAUGACCAAGAUGCAGACUGAGCUGGACAGCGUCAACGGGCAUCUGAGUGCAGCUGAGGGCAAAAACAUCAAAUCCAGCAAAGACCUUUCUACUGUGGAGUCUCAGCUGAAGGACACUCAGGAGCUUCUCCAAGAGGAAACCCGACAGAAACUCUCCCUCACCUCCCGCCUGAAGCAGAUGGAGGACGAGCAGAAUAACCUGCGGGAGAUGCUGGAGGAAGAGGAGGAGAGCAAGAAGAAUGUGGAGAGGCAGGUCGCCUCUCUGCAGACCCAGCUGGCCGAGAUGAAGAAGAAGGUGGAACAUGAGGCCGUGUCGCUGGAGGGAGCUGAGGAAGGCCGCAAGAAGCUCCAGAGGGAGAUGGACAACAUCGUUCAGCAGCUGGAGGAGAAGACGUCCACCUACGACAAACUGGACAAGACGAAGACCCGUCUGCAGCAGGAGCUGGACGAUCUGCUGGUGGACCAGGACCAUCUGAGGCAGAUCGUCUCCAACCUGGAGAAGAAGCAGAAGAAGUUUGACCAGAUGUUGGCAGAGGAGAAGGCCAUCUCCACUCGGUACGCAGAGGAGCGCGACAAAGCCGAGGCGGAAGCCAGGGAGAAAGAGACGCGCGCGCUCAACCUGGCCCGCGAGCUCGAGACCAUGAUGGGCCUGAAGGACGAGCUGGACCGUGCCAACAAGCUGCUGAAAGCCGAAAUGGAGGACCUGGUCUCCUCUAAGGACGAUGUGGGCAAGAACGUCCAUGAGCUGGAGAAGUCGAAACGCGCCAUGGAGCAGCAGCUGGAGGAGAUGAAGCUUCAGCUGGAGGAGCUGGAGGACGAGCUGCAGCUCACAGAGGACGCCAAACUGCGUCUGGAGGUCAACAUGCAGGCCAUGAAGGCCCAGUUUGAACGAGACCUGCAGGGCAGAGACGAGCAGGGAGAGGAGAGGAGGAAGCAACUCGCCAAGCAGGUGCGUGAGAUGGAGGUGGAGCUGGAGGACGAACGCAGGCAGCGCACCCAGGCUCUCUCUGCCAAGAAGAAACUCGAGCUGGACCUGGCGGACCUGGAAGCUCAGAUCGACCAGGCGAACAAAGGACGCGAUGACGCUCUGAAGCAGCUGAAGAAGCUCCAGGCCCAGGUGAAAGAUCUGCUGAGGGAGUUGGAGGAACUCCGUCUGGCCAGAGACGAGGCCGUCAACCAGACCAAAGAGACUGAGAGGAAGCUGAAGGCCAUGGAAGCCGACGCCCUGCGCUUCCAGGAGGAGCUGGGAACAGCUGACCGACUGAAGAAGCAGCUUCAGACUGAGAGGGACGAACUCCAGGAUGAGGUCAACAGCAGCAACACAAAGAAUUCUUUGCUGACGGAUGAGAAGAGGAGGCUGGAAACUCGCAUUGCUCAGCUGGAGGAGGAACUGGAAGAAGAACAUCUGAACACCGAGAUGGUUAAUGAUCGUGUGAAGAGAAUGACGAUGCAGACCGAUCAGCUGACCACAGAGCUGACUUCGGAGCGCAGCAACUCCCAGCAGCUAGAGGGCGCUCGCUCCCAGCUCGACCGCCAGAACAAGGAGCUGAAGCAGAAGCUGCAGGAGCUGGAGGUCACCAUCAAGUCAAAGUACAAGUCCUCCAUCACCUCACUGGAGGCCAGGAUCGCUCAGCUGGAGGAGCAGCUGGAUGUGGAGUCCAAGGAGCGUCAGCAGGCCUCCAGGCUGGUCAGGAGGACGGAGAAGAAACUCAAGGAGGUGAUGUUGCAGGUUGAUGAUGAACGACGCAACACAGAUCAAUUCAAAGACCAGGUGGACAAGACGAACAGCCGGAUGCGUCAACUGAAGCGGCAGCUCGAGGAAACGGAGGAGGAGCUGACGAAGGCUAACGUUUACCGCAGGAAGCUGCAGAGGGACCUGGAAGAUGCCACGGAGUCGGCUGACCUGAUGAACCGCGAAGUCAGCACUCUGAAGAGCAAGCUCAGACGUGGAGAUUUGCCCUUCAACAUGCGGGUCGGUUUGACUCGCACCACUCACGACACAGACGACGACGUGGAAGCGUCAGCCGACGUUACCGAGCCUGCAGCCGAGUGAGCGGAGCCAGACGGCCAAAAGGGAAACAAAGCGAUGAAAUGUUAGCCUUACAUUUACCUUUUUACAUGCAACAGGCCAAAAUAUCUCUAAAAUUAUGCAGUAUAUUUUUAAUAAAAAGCUUCAGAUACUUUUCCUGCCUAUUUUUCUACUUAAAGUUUAUAUUGUACUGUUAAAACAUAGUUUUUGUAAAAUGUCACCACAAUUUCAAAAAUUUCUUUAUAUUAACGGUUAUAGCCACUCCAAAUUUCUACCUGUACUGUAGGUUUCUCCUCAGUCUAUCAUAAAAAUGACACAAUAAACGCACAUGAUUGGAAAAUGUUCAGGUUUCCAUUAGUUAAUUAAUUAUUGACAUAUUUUGUACUGUCAUCUGUCUGGAUGCUGUAUUGUCCAACUGUGUUGCUUAUUAGUUAAAGGUGAUGGGUUGUUUUAUUGCUUCACUGUAUUAUUUUCACAAUAACGGACUGCGUUUCUGCCAGUACUUUUGUCUCCUAAUUCAAACUUCAUGUUUUUGUGCAACGCCUUGCCACAGAAUUUUCAGAUGAGUUAUUAAUUUGCAUGUUACUGAUCCCGUGGUUGUAAGGCUAACCUGUUUUUAUGAACUGCCUUAAUGCAAUAAAGUAAGGAAUGCAUUCAUA
Messenger RNA from Poecilia reticulata (guppy), 6670 nucleotides. RefSeq names its product myosin-9-like. Gene Ontology annotation, cellular component: myosin II complex; cytoplasm; myosin filament. Lineage: Eukaryota; Metazoa; Chordata; Actinopteri; Cyprinodontiformes; Poeciliidae. The record is from RefSeq and is a predicted model, not a curated record. Gene Ontology annotation, molecular function: ATP binding; microfilament motor activity; actin filament binding.